This is a messenger RNA of Pungitius pungitius (ninespine stickleback), 3269 nucleotides long. RefSeq names its product desumoylating isopeptidase 1-like. Gene Ontology annotation, molecular function: peptidase activity. Gene Ontology annotation, biological process: protein modification by small protein removal. The transcript is spliced from 6 exons. The coding region runs from base 131 to 637 and encodes 168 amino acids. Lineage: Eukaryota; Metazoa; Chordata; Actinopteri; Perciformes; Gasterosteidae. The record is from RefSeq and is a predicted model, not a curated record.
AGUGCUUCACGUCGUCUUCAACGUGAUGACAUAAUUCCGAAAACCUCACUGUCAGCUGUGCCAUUCUCGUUGCUUAGCAAGCGAAGAUAAAGAUAGAUAAGAAUAAAAUAGCUAUUUGUAGGUUUACAUUAUGGACAAGAAUGUCACGCGAUACAAUGUACAACUAUAUAUUUAUGAUUUAUCGAAAGGAAUGGCUCGCAACCUCAGCCCCAUCAUGUUAGGAAAGCAACUGGAUGGUAUAUGGCACACAGCCAUAGUGGCAUACGGAGAUGAGUUCUUCUUUGGAGGGGAGGGGAUCUCCAGCUGUCCUCCGGGUGGGACGAUGCUGGGCCCUCCAGACACAGUGGUUGAGCUGGGCGAGACAGAAGUGUCCGAGGAGAUCUUCAUGGAUUAUCUCUCUUCCCUGGGAGAAAACGCAUACAGAGGUGACCGCUAUCGUCUUUUUGAGCACAACUGCAACACCUUCACCAAUGAGGUGGCUCAGUUUAUGACGGGCAGGUCCAUCCCGUCAUACAUCACCGACCUUCCAUCGGAAGUCCUCUCCACACCGUUUGGCCAGAUACUGCGGCCCAUUCUGGACUCCAUCCACAUCGCCCCUCCAGGGGGUAACGUCAUCAACGGCGGGAGAAACAUGUAAUCUGAGAGAGCAGCAGGGUUACCGAGUGCUCACCAGGUCACUUUUAUAGUAGUCAGGCAGUAAAACUAAUCAUCUUUCUUUAUUCUUACUUUUUUUCUGUAAAUAAGAUACACACUAGCAUUAAAGCUAAGGGCCAUUUGUAAGCUGUAACUGAUAAAUGACUAUAAAAUCCCAAAAAAUCAUCAUAUAAUUUCCUCCAUAAAACCAAGUGGGUGAGAGUUUUUUUCAUGAGGAUUUUUAAAACUCAAUUAACCACAAAGUACUUACAAAACAUGUGUUUAGGGUUAAGCUGGUACUUUCCAACAACAAACAAAUUCUAUAGAAAGUCAAAUUUGCAAUUAAGCUUUUUGGAAGUGAAAUGUAAUUAAAUUUAUUAAGAUUUUUGGUACUGCCAUCCUAUUUAACAAUUCUAUUUUGGCUUCCUGGGAUAUUACAUUUUCAAUACAUGGUUAAUGAGGCCAAAAUAAUUAAUGGUAACAAUAUUAUCCCGUUAUCUACAGUCCAUUAUAGAUCUUCUAAGGAAAACUAAAAUGAUAAUGUAAAAUUGAUCUUCGUUUGUUUCUGUAUUUUUUGCCAAAUGACCCUAACCCUCAAAAUAAGUGUGUACUGAGUGUAAAGAGACUAUAAUAUUUAAUUAUAAUUCAAAGAGGUGCUGGAUUAUUAAGACAAUAUCAUAUUUCUAUUGUUAUAUCAAUAUUUUAAAUUCUAAAUAGUAUGGUUAACUUUAAUGUAUGUCAUGACAAAUCUAAUUUACAUUUCGCAACAAUUUAUACUUUUACUUGUCAAUAUAGGCAUAUUGCACUUUUUACACCACUGCUAUAUCUGAUGGCUGUAAUUUAACCACCUACAACAUUAAAAUACCUCUUGCACAUUUGUGCAUAAUUCAGCUUAUUUAUCGCUUCAGCUUUUGUACUUAGUCACAAGGCACGGAUCAAUUUUGGUGUUGCAAUCUUUAUUUAAUAUAGAAUAGAUUUCUUUGUUUGAUGAGUUACUUAAGUAUUUUUUUCUUUUUUAAAAGAUUACUAAUACAUUAGGUUCCCCCAAAUCUGCAGUAAAAAUUAAUUCAUUUGCUGUUGACUACAAUGUAAUUAAAGUGUGCACUUUUAGAUACUUUUUACAUAUUUGGACGCUCGUUGAUGAAAAAUAAGAACAUGUCAAACAUAAUUCAAUUUUGCACCAAUGUUUUUUUUUUGUUAUUUGCUAACCUGUAGUUAAAUUCCCAUCAGUGAUCCUUUUAAUACCUGUAACAUUUGUCUUAACUGUGUAAUGUGACGUUGUCAUUUCAAUCGUCACAUAAUUUAUUGAUAUGACAUGAACAGGUGAUUGAUGCCUAACUGACCCUCGUGUUACAAGAUUAGACGUAAUGUAAACCAUAUAUAUGUAUAUAUACCUAUAUAUAUAGUGUACAAUCCUGUACAGUUUUCUCUGUCAGGAAAAGGCAAGAAUGUACAAAUGACAUCUUCUCUCUGCUCCAACUGUAAGCGAAGUGCAUCACAGCCCUGUUAUAUGACAUACGUCCUGCCUCUCGGCCUCUCCACAUGGAGAUGCGGAUCAGACAUUUUCUUGUCGCCAUGUGGUUAACACGUUUAGACAACUGCUCAUUCACAGUUUUUAUGUAGAUAAGUAUCAGGGAAAUGUCCUGAUUAUCAUCUUAAAAACCAACCUGCUCCUUUAACAUCCACCAGAGUGUGUUGGAUACACAAUACACCUCUGUGCCUUCAUUCCCCUGCUUGUCUACAGUCACACUGUUGGUAGAUGGCAUAGUUAUCCCAUAGCACAGAUGGUAACUCGCUGUGCAGUCUGCCUUCAAAUCUGCCAGUCAAUUUAUUGUGUGAAGGUCCAAAUUAUUCACAGUGAGGUAUGAGCAGUUGAAAAUAUAUAGAUAUAACCUCUGAAUUGAGAAACUCUCACAGCCUAAAAUCUCAGUGCAUUAAGUACGUCACUCUGCCAUCAGAUGAUCAAUAGAUGACAUGUUUUUCAGGUUUAUCUUGUUAUGACAAUGUUACACACAUGGACCUCACAGGCCUGAGCUGAACAAAGAAUCAAAGCACAGAUAAACAUGAAAUCUCAAAGAAUGACCAAACCAGCAUCACUUCCAUUGUGUUCUGCAAUAAAUGAACCUCACACACAUUUCACUUUUAGAGCAGACACUAUCACAUUUCUCUCAUGUUCCUGCGCCUAAAUAUCGGCUGUGCAAUUUAAAACCGGUUUUUCAAACCCAAUAUUUUUAAGCAUUUUGCUAUUUUGUGUUCAUUUCCCUUUUUAGAGGCUCUGGGGCUCAGGUGAAUCGGGGUUAUGUUAUUUUUAAUGUCUGCUGAACAACAAAGUGACAUGCUAACCCGACCAGUGAAAUGUAUUAUUGCACAAGUCACCCUUUGUUGCUCCAAUAGCUUGUGGCGAUGCUGGCUGCUACAUGUAAUGUGAAUUUGCAAGCUUGUGAUGGAUAGUAAUACCUAUUUAAGUAAGUAAACCUACAGUAGAUAUGUUUAUGCAUAUUGUUUUAUUGUUUUGUGUAUUUUUUUUCUACUUAUAAAGCCGUUGACUGUAAAUUCAACAAUAUCUGAUGUUUUUGGCCAUUUCUAAUGUAAUUUAAUUUAAGGGAUAAAAUAAAACGGUUGGUUAGUUGUGUGCA